Messenger RNA from Zingiber officinale, 625 nucleotides. Its product is annotated as gibberellin-regulated protein 12-like. The record is from RefSeq and is a predicted model, not a curated record. The coding region runs from base 148 to 483 and encodes 111 amino acids. The transcript has 5 exons. NCBI's taxonomy places the organism in Eukaryota, Viridiplantae, Streptophyta, Magnoliopsida, Zingiberales, Zingiberaceae.
CUUUCAGCAUCGCUAUGAACAAAUCUGCAGUCAAAUUUAGAUGAGUGUGGUAAACGCAGCAACUCACUGUGACAAAAAAAGGUAGACAAAGCAAAAAGCUGUGAGCGCAUUGAUUGAGGGCGUCGGUGGCAGCUUGAGUGGUAAGAAAUGAAGAUGUCAGAUGGAGUUCUCGUCUUCCUGCUCUUCUCUCUGUUCGCUGCAAUGGCAGCAUCAGCCAUGGAAGUGGCAGCUGAGGAUCUUGGAGUCAGCUUGGCCGGAACGAAGCAGCAGAAACACAAGCACUCUGGAUUUUCACAAGCAGAGUGCCCAGGUGCUUGUCAGUUCAGAUGCUCCAAGACUGCGUAUAAGAAGCCUUGCUUGUUCUUUUGUCAGAAGUGUUGCUACAAGUGCAAGUGUGUUCCCCCAGGGACCUAUGCACACAAGGAGGCGUGCCCAUGUUACAAUAACUGGAAGACCAAGAGAGGGGGGCCUAAGUGCCCUUGAAGACUCAAUUUCAAGUUUUAAGAGCUCCCUCACUUGGUUAUCAGAGACAAACUCAAUAUUAUUGUGCCUCUAUUUGUUAUUUAACAUCAACUGAUGGAUUUGUUCUAAUGCAAAUGCUGCUCGCAUAUCCUAUUGGCUCAAA